AACCUAAAAAUAUGACACAAUUAAUAAAAUAAAAUUUGUUUUCGUAAGCAUCUUACAAUUAUCAUUGAUUUAUCAACGAAAUUAAAUUUUAAGGUAAAAAUUGUGUAAUGUGUAAUGCAUACGCGUGUUUUUACGCAUCAUUAGUGGGGUGGUAGAAUGUUAUAUUAUGUUAUAUAAUGUUAUAUUAUAAUGCCUUUGCAGCAGGCACAUGGAGGGAAAAAAAGAGAAAAAAUUUUAGUGAAGAGAACCACCCGAUAUUCUUAAGCAUCUGCCACGCGUCGAUGAGCGGAGUCAACACUGAAGAAAGAGAGUACCAACCUUCCCUGGAAGGAACAUUCCUCCUUAUAUAAGAAUAGUCUUCACCCGAAGGCGUCAGUGCAAAAACAAACGUUAAUGAAGUAGGAAUCUCUUAGAGUUCGGAAAUGUCUCUCAUAAAUGUCAAGAGCUUAACUCCCGGCAGUUAUGAAAUGAGCUAAUAAAGACAUGCAUCAUGGAUUACAAGGAGAUGAAGAAACUCGAAGAGGAAUUGCUACAGCAAUUGACGGAAGGUUCAGGACCUACUGACCUAUGUUUAUGCUCCGUAUUGGGGCCAAGAGAUGAUGAGAGAGCUAGUUUAAAGAGCAGCUUGAAGAAGGCAUUCGGUUUCGGUUCUCGCGAUAAAGCCAAAGGAAAUACAGGAAAGGAUAUUGAAUCAUCUUUGUCUUCUUCCAGCGCACGUGGAAAAGGCUUCAAAGUUACAAGAGAGGCAGUUAAACGUUCAAAAGAAUGUGGUAAAUGCGGGUGUGACGAGAAAAACAUAGUUUUGAGACACUCCGAAGCGAACAUCAGGAUCGUGACCCCGGACAUCUCAACGCUAUGCCCUUGUUCCUCGAACUGUUUACCCGGAAAAGAAAAAAUGAGAGACAACAUCAGAGUCAUAAUCGAACCAGUCCAAAUCGAAUUGGAUCAGAGCACGUAUAGCCGUCAUCCAAACGAAGAUAAUUCGAUCAUAAAUCAAUCAAGCUUAGAACGAUUUAAUAUUUCCGAUCACUAGUCACGAAGUUCAUCUCUAUUACUUCUAAUAAAAAAGGUUUAAAUUGA
Molecule: messenger RNA, 1080 nt
Organism: Bombyx mori (domestic silkworm)
Lineage: Eukaryota; Metazoa; Arthropoda; Insecta; Lepidoptera; Bombycidae
Exons: 5
Coding region: 491-1033 (180 amino acids)
Source: RefSeq, a predicted model, not a curated record